GGAAGAACAGUGAGAGAGGCCUGGACAGGGAAUCUCCGCUAAGAUAAGCCAGUCUCAGGAGGCAGGUGCGAGACCCGGUGGCAUAUAAUUAUUAUAAAUCAUAAUGGGGGUGGGUGUCUCAAUCUGGCCUUCCCAGCAGUCAGGCUCCAGCUGCUUUCCUUCUGCAUCUCCAGCUCUCUCCAUUCCAUAAUGCAAGGCUGAGAGAUGGAGGUCCAACCCCAAGAACAUUCUCCAACUGAGCACUCCUUCAACCGAACACAAGCACCAAGCCUUGUCACUAGACUUAUAUAUGGGUCUCCCAAAAUGGUCAGUAUGGACCUCCUGAGGCCAAAGGGACUGUGCAGGUGAUGAAUAAAGAUCUAGAGGUCGAAGGGGACAAAAUGUGGCCCAAGGGGUGGAGGAUUAUAGUGCAGCAGAUGAAGAACUUCAUGAUGAACUUAGGACCCUGAUUAAUAUUGGCCAGGUUCAUGGAACAUAGAGCAGCUCCCGUUCCUGUGAGAAACCACUUUUUAUAAAACGUAAACCCCACAGUUCAACCGUAUUCUAAGAUAAUGCUGCUUCAUUAAUGCUUAAUUAAGGGUUAGGAAAGCCUGAUGAUGCAUUACCAUUAUUUAACAUUAUUUCAUCUGUCUUUCCUAAACAUUUGGAAAAUAUGGAGGACAGGAAAGAAUGUACGAGACGUCAAAAUAAGAGCAGGUGCUAAUUGUUGUGUGCAAUAUUCCUUUGUUCUCUUCCUAGGUUUCCUUUCCCCCCCGCUCCUCCCUGUUGAAAGAAGACAAUGGAGAAGGCAGUCAAAAUUCUGGAGGGCCAUGUCCAAUGGGAAUAACAAAGAAACCAUAUAAAUUCAUGGAAUGUGAAAAGAGAGAGGAGAAACAAUUUGAAAGUAUGGAGUGUGGGAAGAGUUUCACUGACAGUGGAACACUUGGAAAACAUCAACAGACUCACACAGGAGAGAAACCAUUUAAAUGCAUGGAGUGUGGAAAAAGCUUUGGUUGGAGUUCAAACCUUCGUAUACAUAAACACACUCACACGGGGGAGAAACCAUAUAAAUGUAAGGAGUGUGGAAAGAGCUUCAGUCAGAUUGGACACCUUAGAAACCAUCAACGAACCCACACAGGGGAAAAACCAUAUAAAUGUAUGGAGUGUGGAAACAGCUUCACCGAUAGUGGAUCAUUUAGAAAACAUCAACAGACACACACGGGCGAGAAACCAUUCAAAUGCAUGGAAUGUGUAAAGAGCUUCAGUCAGAGGAGAAGCCUUAGAAUCCAUCAACGGAUUCACACAGGGGAGAAACCAUUUAAAUGUUUGGAGUGUGGAAAGAGUUUCAGUACAAAUAGAGGACUGAAUAUUCAUCAUAAAACUCACACUGGGGAAAAACCAUUUGAAUGUAUGCUGUGUGAUAAGAGCUUCACUGAGAGUAGAAAACUUAGAAUCCAUCAUCGAACUCACACAGGGGAAAAACCAUAUAAAUGUAUGAAUUGUGGAAAGAGAUUCAGGCACAGUGAAACACUGAGAAAACAUCAAUGGACUCACACAGGAGAGAAACCAUUUAAAUGCAUGGAAUGUGGAAAGAGCUUUAUUGAUGGUACAGCACUUAAUAUCCAUCAUCAAACUCACACAGGGGAGAAACCAUUUGAAUGUAUGGUAUGUGGAAAAAGCUUCAAUCGCAGUGGAACACUUAGACUCCAUCAACGGACUCACACAGGGGAGAAACCGUUUAAUUGCAUGGAUUGCGGUAAGAACUUCCUUGAUCAUGGAACACUUAGAAUCCAUCAACGGACUCACACAGGGGAAAAACCAUAUAAAUGUGUGGAGUGUGGAAAGGGCUUCAGUCGGAGUGGUGCACUAAGAAGACAUCAAUGGACUCACUCAGGGGAAAAACCAUUAAAAUGCAUGGAAUGUGGAAAGAGUUUUAUUGAGAGGAGAGAGCUGAGAGCCCAUUAUCGAACUCACACUGGGGAGAAACCAUUUAAAUGCACCGAGUGCGGAAAGAGCUUCAAUCGCAGUGGAACACUUAGAAAACAUCAAUGGACUCACACAGGGGAGAAACCAUUUAAAUGUAAGGAGUGUGGAAAGGGCUUCACCAAUGUUGGAAAUGUUAGAAGACAUCAACGGACUCACACAGGGGAGAAACCAUUUAAAUGCAUGGAGUGUGGAAAAAGCUUUGGUUGGAGUUCAAACCUUCGUAUACAUAAACACACUCACACGGGGGAGAAACCAUAUAAAUGUAAGGAGUGUGGAAAGAGCUUCAGUCAGAUUGGACACCUUAGAAACCAUCAACGAACCCACACAGGGGAAAAACCAUAUAAAUGUAUGGAGUGUGGAAACAGCUUCACCGAUAGUGGAUCAUUUAGAAAACAUCAACAGACACACACGGGCGAGAAACCAUUCAAAUGCAUGGAAUGUGUAAAGAGCUUCAGUCAGAGGAGAAGCCUUAGAAUCCAUCAACGGAUUCACACAGGGGAGAAACCAUUUAAAUGUUUGGAGUGUGGAAAGAGUUUCAGUACAAAUAGAGGACUGAAUAUUCAUCAUAAAACUCACACUGGGGAAAAACCAUUUGAAUGUAUGCUGUGUGAUAAGAGCUUCACUGAGAGUAGAAAACUUAGAAUCCAUCAUCGAACUCACACAGGGGAAAAACCAUAUAAAUGUAUGAAUUGUGGAAAGAGAUUCAGGCACAGUGAAACACUGAGAAAACAUCAAUGGACUCACACAGGAGAGAAACCAUUUAAAUGCAUGGAAUGUGGAAAGAGCUUUAUUGAUGGUACAGCACUUAAUAUCCAUCAUCAAACUCACACAGGGGAGAAACCAUUUGAAUGUAUGGUAUGUGGAAAAAGCUUCAAUCGCAGUGGAACACUUAGACUCCAUCAACGGACUCACACAGGGGAGAAACCGUUUAAUUGCAUGGAUUGCGGUAAGAACUUCCUUGAUCAUGGAACACUUAGAAUCCAUCAACGGACUCACACAGGGGAAAAACCAUAUAAAUGUGUGGAGUGUGGAAAGGGCUUCAGUCGGAGUGGUGCACUAAGAAGACAUCAAUGGACUCACUCAGGGGAAAAACCAUUAAAAUGCAUGGAAUGUGGAAAGAGUUUUAUUGAGAGGAGAGAGCUGAGAGCCCAUUAUCGAACUCACACUGGGGAGAAACCAUUUAAAUGCACCGAGUGCGGAAAGAGCUUCAAUCGCAGUGGAACACUUAGAAAACAUCAAUGGACUCACACAGGGGAGAAACCAUUUAAAUGUAAGGAGUGUGGAAAGGGCUUCACCAAUGUUGGAAAUGUUAGAAGACAUCAACGGACUCACACGGGAGAAACCAUUUAAAUGUAUGGAGAGUUGAAAGAGUUUCUUUCAGAGUGGAACCCUAAUUUCACACACAGGAAACUUAGACGACAUCAACAGACUCACUCGGGGACAAGCAAAUAAAUGUAUGGAGUGUGGAAGCAGCGUCAAUAGAAGUGGAAACCUUAGCAAACAUCAGCGAACUCAAAAAGGGAAAACCACUUACGUAUAUGGAGCGUACAUAGAGCUUCAGUCCUGAUGUUCUUAGAAACCAUCAAUGGACUUGCAAGGAGGAAAAGCUUUAAGAAUUGAAACCCUACAAUCCACAAACAGAAAAAUCUAAAAUGGUUUGAAUGGAAGGAGUGUGGUGCUGGGAUGGAUGCUGGGAUGUUUUUGCCUCUACGCAUGGGUCUGGGAAUGUUCUGAUCAGUUCACAUUGAGUUCAGUACCCUGACCUGUUCAUAACACAUUGUUGACCACAUCUACGGAACGCGAUUGUUAUGUUCUUUCAUGUCAUGCAAAAUCAAUCAUUAGUAAUAGUUUAAGUCUUGAUACUCAAUCACUAGUUAAUAGUUUAAUAAGGAGGUUUCACGCCUGUCCAAUUCUGUGUUCCCUUUCUCACCCUUUAAUCUAUUGAUGAUUAAUACCUAUAUUCAACCCUUGCAUUGUAUUCAUGUUAACCAAUCAGCAACAAGCACAUAUGUAAUGCUGUAAUAUUCAAUAAAAGGGACUCUCCGAGACUUGCUCGAGAGAUGCCUCCUGUAUGACACCUUGUCAUUCGUCUGUCGCUUAUUUCAACCCAACAGUGUGGGAAGUGUUUCGAUUGCUUUAUAUAUAGAUAAUUUUAUUAAUACAGUGGUACCUCGGGUUACAUACGCUUCAGGUUACAGACUCUGCUAACCCAGAAAUAGUGCUUCAGGUUAAGAACUUUGCUUCAGGAUGAGAACAGGAACCGUGCUCCAGCGGCGGAGCAGCGGCAGGAGGCUCCAUUAGCUAAAGUGGUGCUUCAGGUUAAGAACGGACCUCUGGAACGAAUUAAGUACUUAACCUGAGGCACCACUGUAUAUAAUUUUAUUUACAAAUUGCAUUCAAAAAUGGAAGCAUUCACCUCUGGGUUCUUGGCGUUUGAAAGCCCCAAACGUUCAACUUCCGAAGCGUUCUACAACCGAGAUUCCACUGAGAAUCCAGCAAUAGUGUGUUGUCCAACGAUAUCCAUUCUUUUAACCAACACAAAGAGGCUGCCUCGUAGUAGAAAAUCUAGCAGUGCGAAGCCACCUCUAUUUUUAGUAUCUAUCAAAAUUUUAUACUUUAUUCUUGGUGUUUUCCCCCUGCCAGAGUAAUCAUGAAAUAUCUCUUUGCCAUUCGUUAAAGAAGCUUGUAUUAUUUAUUAUUGGUAUCAUUUAGAAUAAAAACAGUAUCUUAGGUAAAACAUUUCUCUUUAUGGUUGAAAUCCUUCGUAAAAGUGAUAGUUUCAUCCUCCCCUAUAUUUCCAAAUGUUUUUAACAUUUUUUGAUACUCUAACGUAAUUGGAAUAUGUUGUAAUUCAGUGUUUUUCAAAUAAACCCUUAUUUAGUCUCCA
This is a messenger RNA of Podarcis raffonei (Aeolian wall lizard), 4852 nucleotides long. RefSeq names its product oocyte zinc finger protein XlCOF6-like. The record is from RefSeq and is a predicted model, not a curated record. The coding region runs from base 817 to 3315 and encodes 832 amino acids. Gene Ontology annotation, molecular function: RNA polymerase II cis-regulatory region sequence-specific DNA binding; DNA-binding transcription factor activity, RNA polymerase II-specific. Gene Ontology annotation, biological process: regulation of transcription by RNA polymerase II. NCBI's taxonomy places the organism in Eukaryota, Metazoa, Chordata, Lepidosauria, Squamata, Lacertidae. The transcript has 2 exons.